Lathyrus oleraceus (garden pea) is the source of this 606-nucleotide messenger RNA. RefSeq lists its product as uncharacterized. The record is from RefSeq and is a predicted model, not a curated record. Lineage: Eukaryota; Viridiplantae; Streptophyta; Magnoliopsida; Fabales; Fabaceae. The transcript has a single exon. Bases 1 to 606 code for a protein of 201 amino acids.
AUGACGCUUGAACAACUUGAGGCAAACCAAGUCUCGAUGAGGACCAACAUUGACUCCAUGCAGGCAAAGAUGGAUCACUUGCUGGAAACCAUGUUACUCUUGGCCCAAAAGGAAAAAGAUGUUGAGACUAACGCCGAAGCCAGGAAAGUUGCUGCCCAGUUUGGAUCACCAUCGCUCAGUAUCCCUAGAGUGAUUGACCUUGAUGGUAACCUUAAUCAGCCUAGAGGAGGACCGAUCCCUGUUCCUGUUCCCAUGGUCAACAUGAACCCCCAUGAGCACUCUGCUACAUCUGCUCUCCAUGGAUCCAUUAUGGGUGAUGAAGAUCCAUAUGACGCCUUCUUCAUGCCACAAUCAGCCAAACCUGCUGUUGGAGAUCUCCCGGACCCAGCUGUUGAGAGACUCCAUGCUCUAGAAGAGAAAUUCAAGUCCUUGGAGGUUCACACUACUCCUGGUUUGGACGUUGUUGAUAUGUGCCUAGUGCCAGGACUCGUGAUUCCACAAAAAUUCAAGGUCUUGGACUUUGAUAAAUACAAGGGAAUCAGCUGCCCGAGAACUCACCUCAGAGCUUACUGCCGCAAAAUGGCCGCCCACAUCAGUAAUGAUUAA